Patiria miniata (bat star) is the source of this 1886-nucleotide messenger RNA. RefSeq lists its product as uncharacterized. The transcript is spliced from 4 exons. The record is from RefSeq and is a predicted model, not a curated record. NCBI's taxonomy places the organism in Eukaryota, Metazoa, Echinodermata, Asteroidea, Valvatida, Asterinidae. Bases 1 to 576 code for a protein of 191 amino acids.
AUGUGGGAGCUGCAAGUUGUUUUCGCGAUUGUCCUCAACUUUGUUCACACCGCGUCGACAGAGCUUCUGUCCAGCGGGACGUUCUGCAUGGUGGACCCCACAAAGGCCAGGGACCUUCCCGGUAACUCAUACUACUGCCCGGCCUACAACGAGGACGGCUCGCUCAACACGUUCACAGAGUGCUGCAGCGACGGGAGACCGGGACCAGACUACCAAAAGUGCUGCCAGACUGGGGAGGUCAGAUCAGAACAAAAGUGGGGCUCGAUUAAAGAGACAGGCAUCUACGUUGGCAUAGCAACGGCCUGCCUCCUAACCAUCAUCUUCGUCUUCACCUACUGUCGCUCAGACACCUACCCCUGCGUGGGGGCGCUACAGCGACGUGUCAAGUACGGGAAGGACGCCUGCCUGGACGCCAUCUGCUUCUGCGACUGUUUUAAGACGAAACGGAAGACCCAGCGGCGACUAGAGGCGACCAAACUGAACCAGAUCGAACCGCUCUGUGAAAGGACAGGCAGCCAGGAGCAGCUCGUAGUGCCCAUGGUUGUGCUGGAGGACAAGCAACAAUUCUGGUGGUAGUCUGCGGUGUGCUGUGGAAUUUGGACUCUGAGAAAAAUUCGGACUUAUUCACCGCAUGCACUGCGCAUUGGUGUUGUAACACGAGAACUGACAUGCUUCGUGUGCCGCCGACGGGAACUUUUACGAGUCGAAAUUUCAUGUCAGGUUACAUAUGGACACGGACAUUGGCAAGUCCGUUUUUCAUAAUUGUUGCAAAUUUUGUCUGAUUAAUAAGAAAUUGGGAGUUAUCUUUCCAAUGCAGUUCACUUCUUCUAUGUGUAUAAUGUUUAACAUCCCUCGGGCUAUAAAGAAAAGUAUGUCUCAUAUUUCGUCAUCCGACACUUCGAAUUUUUUGAAUCGUUCGGGCUUGCUAACGUCUAAGGCCGGCCUCAGGUCGACCCGUGAUUUGCUUGCGCCACGACGGAACCGUCGGCAUCAAGCAGAAAACGCUCAGGUCACAAAAGAAGAAAUCGUGUGAUGGUCGCGGAACACGUCGCAGAAGUUGAAUUUUUUUCUACUCUUGCGACUGUUGAUUUUUUUUGAGCGCAAACUGAAGCCGAUCGUUUUAAUAUCGUUGCAGUUACACUGAGGUCGCACAAAAUCGGCGACUGAAAUGUUCCCGACGGUCGUAGCUCAGGCGCAGCUUGAUCCGGAAAAGUCAGUUGCCGACUGAUCUGUGUCGUCGCAAGGUCGACCUGAGGCCGGCUGUAGUCUCUGAUUUUGGAGUUUUCAAUUCGUACAAUGAGUAAUAGUCAAUACACGUGCACGUUUGGAGACUAUACGUAUUGGAUAUCUGUUAAUUGUUAACUUUUCUAUAAGGUACUAAAUGAGAACUUUUUACUCAUCAUCUUUCGCCUCACUGAAUAGUUGCGUGCAAUUUUGAACGGAUUUGGACUUGACUGCGAGUACUUUAGUCGGUGGAGAUUUGUUCGAACAUUACAAGCUUUUAAUGACAAAGCCAAACCGGAAACGAAACCUACCUUUUAAAAAGGGUCAUCUUGCCUAUUUUAAGUCCAGUGGCGAUCUUACGUCAUGGCGUCGGGGAAUUGUCAGGUCAGGGAACCAGACUACUGAGGGCGCUGUAGUGAUGACAUUUUUUAAUUUAACAAACGCUAUAAUUUACAUUGUUUUAGAGCAAUUAACUGAACUUUUCUCAAUCUAAUGUAAAAACUACAUACAAUUAUUUUUCAACCACACGUGGAUUCACUGAUAUUUACCCAAAAUAUUUUGAAUAUACAGCGCCCUCAUUCGGCCUAUAUUAAGAUAAAAAGAAAUGAGUUUAUCUGGGGAAGAUGUACUGAUUAAAAGGGAGGCAAGACCUUCGAAAUCAG